Messenger RNA from Eremomyces bilateralis CBS 781.70, 397 nucleotides. RefSeq lists its product as uncharacterized. The coding region runs from base 81 to 287 and encodes 68 amino acids. The record is from RefSeq and is a predicted model, not a curated record. The transcript has a single exon. Lineage: Eukaryota; Fungi; Ascomycota; Dothideomycetes; Eremomycetales; Eremomycetaceae.
GGGCAAUUGGCGGGGGGUUAGAGACGGAAAUGUUGAAACCCCCAUUCAUCGGUCGCGUUUAGUAUAGGUUGGGCGAUUAAAUGAGAUGUUCUGGUGCCCGUGGUAGAAUCGAUAAUAUUUCCACCUAUUUCGCAAGGCGGGAGAUGUCCCAAGCGUCGCAGCCAGUGGCGUGUGGACUGCUGACAGUGAUCAUUUCAGCGAGCGGUUAUUUUUCUCCUUUCGUAUUCAACACAGGAGUCUUCUGGAAUCUAGAUUGUACACCUUUUAAGUUAUAUGGCUCAGCCUAAGAACCAGCUGAUUUUGUGUCUGACGCAUGGAUACGACUGCCGCCAGUGGUAAAUAUACAGGUAUGCAAGAGGUACGAGUUUCCACGACAUGUUUUCCACCUACUUCCCCA